Molecule: messenger RNA, 219 nt
Organism: Ustilaginoidea virens
Lineage: Eukaryota; Fungi; Ascomycota; Sordariomycetes; Hypocreales; Clavicipitaceae
Exons: 3
Coding region: 1-219 (72 amino acids)
Source: RefSeq, a predicted model, not a curated record
AUGCGGAAGGCAUCCCACGCCAGUUACGGCUCACAACCCCGUCUGGACACGGUCGGUACGGUGCCUUUCUCCUGGCCAGUUGCAGCAGCUCUUCGCGCACCCACCGUCAAAUCCAUCGUUGUGCUCCGUGGCAUUGUGCUGGUUGAUCUGUGCGACUUGACAAGGUGCCACGGGUUUUUGGGUUGGGUCUCUUUCUCAAUUCGUGGGAAGCUACCUUGA